Molecule: messenger RNA, 2381 nt
Organism: Panicum hallii
Lineage: Eukaryota; Viridiplantae; Streptophyta; Magnoliopsida; Poales; Poaceae
Product: metallophosphoesterase 1-like
Exons: 6
Coding region: 383-1516 (377 amino acids)
Biological process (GO): GPI anchor biosynthetic process
Source: RefSeq, a predicted model, not a curated record
AUUUGGCCGUGAGGGGCAGAAAGGUAGGCUCCAUGAAUUUGUCGCCUGCCAGGUCAUAUGAAGCACUCCAAUGGGACACUGUAGGCAAGAAGCAAUCCGAUGAUGCAUUGGUUGCUACAGUAGAUCACAAGACAAAGAAAUUUCGUUUGCAUUGCAGCCUGAACCAUGUGAAAGCAUCCAAAAUGGAAUCUAAACCUUUCUGGGCUAAUCCCGACCUGCCAAACGAGCCAUUAAUCUUUAAAUAUUGCACCCGGUCAAAAUUUUACCGCGAGCCGUAAACAAGCAAGCAACUGCUUGUCCAUGGCCGGCGGCGACCACAUCCAAUGACCCAAACCCUGACACAGAAGGGAACACAGCGGCACAGCACUCCUCCUCGUCGACGAUGGCGGCGUGGCCCAACCCGGCCCUUCCGCUCCUCCUCGUCGCCGCGCUGCUCGCGUUCGAGGACUGGCUCUCCACGCCCUCCUGCUCCGGGGGGCCGCCCCGUCACGGCCCCGGCGACCUCAGGGCCAUGAUGGUGGCCGACCUGAUGCUCUUCGGGUCGGACGCCACCUACGCCGACAGGCUCUUCCGGGACCACGUCAUGUACAAGUUCUUCGCUAAUUCUAUUCAAACAUUAAAGCCAGACAUGAUUGUAGUCCUUGGGGACAUCUCAGCAAAGGGUUCAGAGUUGACAGAGCGCAAAUGGAUAUCUGUUAUUGAGCAGUUCGAGGGGAUGUUGGGGCAGCACUCUAGUCUUCCUCUUCUCACUGUACUAGGUGAUAAGGAUGUUGGCAAUUGUGCCAAUUUGGAGGGAAAAUUUGUACACCGCAGGGCCAAACAUUUGCCUGGAUUGGAUUCUUGUGGGUGUGGUGCUUUUGAGAUUAGUAAUGUGAGUUUUGUGUCACUAAAUGCGGUUGCACUGCUCUGUGGCAACAAUAACUUGCGGUUUGGUGUUGAGAAGUUUAUGGAGAGGGAAAGCCAUCAUUUCCAAAGUCUGAAUGAAGCAGAAUGUUACCCUUUGGGAUGUGAAAAAAGAGAAGGUUCCACUGACAUCAGUUGGAGGCGGAACAGCAUGGAUUCUGGGUCUGGUCCUGUCAUUUUGCUACAUUUUCCACUGCAUAGGUUUGAUGCAGAAGUUACUGGUGUUCCCACAUCUGCAGAGGCAAUAGUCUCAGAUCAUUCAUCAGUUUUCUCAAGUUCAAAACAAAGGGGGAUAUACGAUCGCCUGCAUACCCUCCCAGCAAAUUCAACUCAGUAUAUUCUUCAGGCACUUAAACCAAGGAUUAUAUUUAAUGCUCAUACUGGUAGCUUCUCAGACUUUCUCCACGCUGAUGGGACACGUGAAGUAACAGUACCGGCUAUGACAUGGAAGACAAGAGGUGUACCUGGUUUUGUCAUUACUACAUUUGAUACUAAAGGGACUGUGACUCUUAGUUGUUGUUUGUUAGCCAAGGAAUGGCAUGUAAUUAUGGGAUACUUAGCAUUCUUGUGCCUGACAGCUCUUGCAGUUAAAUUGUCGCAUCAAUUGGAAUGAGAGAUUGAAUCUUUUUUCAAGGUUUUGGUACUACUGUAGGGAAGUUAGAAGUUACUCACAUGGAGCACAAUACCUUUAACAGACUUUCUGCUUGGAGGACAUAAUGGCAAGUUCUCCAGCUCAAUCUGGAAAACUGGUGUAUAGAUCGCUGCCAUCUUCUGUGGCGGUCCAGAGAGACUCCCUGCAGUCCCGCAGACCAAGAGCAGUGGCUACUUGCUUCAUCUGCAAUUGUAGCUAUGGAUCGGCUCCGCUGCAUGGGGGUACCAAAUCAGGUCUACCCUUGUGUCAUGUGUGACUCCUGAUGCCGUCAACUACAAUUUUGUGAUGCCAUUUGCCCGCUGAUAGCACGGCCUCUGGAAGUGCAGGAAAGUCGCCCCCAGCAUGUACAACGUACCAAUAUGACUCACCUAUGUCAGCAAUGAAGGCAUUCAGGUUCUCCCAUGCAGUUCUUGAAUCGAAAAAAGCACUUUGUUUAUGCUUCACAAGCUCUCUGCCCCUGUCUUGAGUCUCUCAGGUAACUUCUGCGCGCAUGAGGGAGAGUUGAAAUGUUCCCUUCAGACCUGAUAGAAGUAGGCGCAUGCUUGCUCCUGUGUAUCUCUUACAUGCAUGCAACUAGGAAUGAGGAACCUGGCUACCUGGUUCUACAUGAGAGUGUUUGUUUUAGAACAGACAUGGUGAUGUUUGUACUUGGUGCCUGUAGCUGUGCACAUCAUCGAUCUGCGGUUAUAAUUUGUAGUUGUAGCGUGUGAUGAACAAACUCUCGUAGUACACGAAGUCACAGAUAACAGAUUUGAUCCCUGGCAGAGCUGCGUGUUCUCGUUCUUUCAUACUCCUAAUCCUAUGAUACUGUACAAUUUGUACUUCA